Molecule: messenger RNA, 543 nt
Organism: Rhodofomes roseus
Lineage: Eukaryota; Fungi; Basidiomycota; Agaricomycetes; Polyporales; Fomitopsidaceae
Product: cytochrome-c from the OXPHOS pathway
Exons: 5
Coding region: 99-425 (108 amino acids)
Biological process (GO): mitochondrial electron transport, cytochrome c to oxygen; mitochondrial electron transport, ubiquinol to cytochrome c
Cellular component (GO): mitochondrial intermembrane space
Molecular function (GO): heme binding; electron transfer activity
Source: RefSeq, a predicted model, not a curated record
GUCAUCGCACCUUUACUCUCCUCCGUUACUUGGUCGUCGCGUGCCCCCGUGUAAUAUCCUUAUACCUCUACCCUAUUUACGACCUCUAGACACUAGACAUGCCUUUCCAACAGGGUGACGCUGGCAAGGGUGCUGGUCUUUUCAAGACGCGGUGCGCACAAUGCCACACUGUCGGCGCGGGCGAGCCUAACAAGGUCGGCCCCAACCUUCACGGCCUUUUCGGCCGCAAAUCUGGCCAGGUAGAGGGUUUCUCGUACACGGCCGCGAACGUGAACAAGGGUGUUGUCUGGGAGGAGCAGACUCUCUUCGAGUACCUCGAGAACCCCAAAAAGUACAUCCCCGGUACGAAGAUGGCGUUCGCUGGUCUCAAGAAGGAGAAGGACCGGAACGACCUCAUCACUUACCUCAAGGAGUCGACUGCAUAGUUGGGCCCUUGUUGGUUUCGUAUCAUGGACCUCACAUAUUAUACUGGAUCCAUUGGUCUUAUUGCAUGUAGACGACCACUAUUGAGUUGUUUGCGUAACCCCGCUCUUACUCUCUGUA